UUUAUUUAUAGUCGAGUAUUGAACGUACUGCCGCUCUACAGGCGGCGGCGCGGACAUCAGCUGAUCCGUGUAAACAAAACGCGAGUCGCUAUUACUUUCCCGGUAAUAGCGACUAAUUCUCUAUUUACUUCAGCACUUUGCUCACUUUCUGGGACCGAAUGUAAAAAAGGGUCGACCCCCUUUAUUUAGUAAACAAAGAAGGUUUAUUAUUGUUUAGAAAAAUGAGAAUAGGCCGGUCGAUUGGCAUGUCCCGUUAACGAACGCGCGCUACCUACGUGACGUAUAAAGCGUGGGCUGCCCCACCAGCGCGCCAUUAGUACAGCGCCCGCGCGCGCGAUUACACGUAUCCGCUGACUCCAGCUCCGCGCUCGCUCUCUCGACUCUAUGUGUAUACAAGCUGAUCAAGAAAAAUGCAUUUCUGUAUUCAAAUGCACGAUUGGUUUUACCAAGAUUCAACGGUCACGACGGUGGACUCUGCCAGCUCCGCAGCACGGCGGCGCAAGCCGCGCGAUCGACGCCGCCCCUCGGCCUCGUCGCCGCCGCCGUCGACGCCGCCGAGGAUCUCUCCUGAAGAACUAGCAGAAGCACUCCGCCCGCAUAUCCUCUCGCCGAAGCGCAUGUGGGCCCUCGGCUAUCCGCUUGAACUCGAGCCGAACUCUACCAAAGCUGUGGUGUAUAUCAAUCCGCCGCCUCGACCUAGACCUCAGUUUACUUCUUGGGAUGUAAACGCUCCCGUGUUUGUGCCUGGUGGAUCGCAAAGUGACAGUGGUAGGGGUUCGUGGGGUUCAACUCCGCGUUCGGACAGUGACGAAGAAGUGGAUCAUAUUGCAUGUGCAGAACAUUUGUGUGUGCGUUGUGAUAAAAAUUUUAAAAUAACUUCCGACGGCGAAUAUGUGUUCGAGGACCCCUGCGUCUACCAUUGGGGUCGCGUGAGUGAAAGCCGAUAUGUGUGCUGCAAUGGACCUUACGGCUCCACGGGUUGUGUUGUCGGCCGGUGUCACGUAUGGAACGGCACCAAGCCGGGCAUGAACGGCCCCCUCGAAGGAUAUGUGCGUGCCCGCUCGCCUCGCGGCGGAGUGUACGCGAUCGACGCCGAGAUGUGUUACACCACCGCCGGACUGGAGCUGGCUAGUAUCGCGGUCAUAGCAGCCGAUGGCCGACUUGUAUACAGAUCUCUAGUGAAACCGAGCUCGCCUGUUGUGGAUCUUAACACUCGUUUCUCGGGCAUCAGGCCGCGCGACUUGGCGCGCGCGACUAAGACGCUACGAGAUGUGCAGAAUGACAUAUUGGGCUUCGUGGGCACUGACACGAUUUUGAUUGGACACGCACUGGACAAUGACUUGCGAGCGUUGAAGUUGCUUCACGGCGCAGUGGUGGAUACUUGUGCGUUAUAUCCUCAUGCUAGAGGGUUCCCGCUGCGUCGCUCCUUGCGCACGCUUACCGAGGAGCUUCUGGGUCGCUCGGUGCAGCGCGGGAGCAGCGGCCACUCGCCACUGGAAGACGCGCGCGCGGCUCUAGACCUGGUCCUGCUAAAGGUCCAGAACGAGCGCUCCCGCCCGCGCGCCGCCCACCACCAGCUGCCCGUGCUGCAGCCCUACGACCCCCUGGUCAGUGCCGCCUAACUAACGAGUGAUAAAUAAGUAAUGACGACUGUUCAAUGGACAUGAACUAUGAUUACAUACAUAAUGUUGAUUGUUUAAUUCGCGUGAACGGACUAUGCUAAUGACAUAAUAUCAUUACGUUGACGGAGUGCGCGUACAAACAGUAUGUGCCUCUGAAUUGCGACAUGGCAAUAAACGUGAUAUUUUUUUAAACAAUCUUGUCAACUUAUUUAUCCUAUUUCCCACCGUGUUUAAUUGUAAGUGAAAUCUAGUUUGUAAGAUAGUUUUAAGUUAGAUGUUAGAUGAAUAAUUGUAUGAAUUGUUUCAUUGCAUGAAUUUCACAUUUGAAUCUAUGA
Messenger RNA from Ostrinia furnacalis (Asian corn borer), 1957 nucleotides. Its product is annotated as RNA exonuclease prage. The record is from RefSeq and is a predicted model, not a curated record. Gene Ontology annotation, cellular component: nucleus. Lineage: Eukaryota; Metazoa; Arthropoda; Insecta; Lepidoptera; Crambidae. Bases 411 to 1622 code for a protein of 403 amino acids. Gene Ontology annotation, molecular function: exonuclease activity; nucleic acid binding. The transcript has a single exon.